AAUAAAAAUAACUUCGACUUUCAUUUUUCUGCUGUUGCUUCUUAAAAGUUUGUUUUUGUAAUCAAAUCAAAUGGCAGGUGAAAGUGAAGAGAAUAGUUUACAGACUUUCUCUCCCAAAAAUGAGAGUAGUACAACGAGUCAAGUUAAUCUUCAUGCACUCAGACAACGAGUGCGAAAGUAUAUUGAAAUGCAUCUGUAUCAAGCGGCAAUUUUUUGGGCUGAUAAAGUAGCGUCACUGUCAAAUGAUGAAGCCAAUGAUAUAUUUUGGCUUGCACAAAGCUUAUAUUACAGUGGGCAGUACCACAGAGCUGCCAUUUGUAUCAAAUCUAGGACUUUACACAAGACUGAUGUAGAGUGCCGGUAUUUAGCUGCUAAAUGUCAUUUUGCAGGCAAAGAAUAUAAGGAAGCAUUAGAUGUUCUUAAUGUGGCAUUAGAUGACAAUAUUAUGAGCAAGUCAGAAGAUGAGAAUUUAGUGUCUGACUCAAAUGAUGCAAACCUUAGUAGUGCCAUUUUGCUGUUAAAAGGUCAAAUCUAUGAGGCAAUGGAUAAUAGGAAUCUUGCUUCUGAAUGUUUUAAAGAUGCUCUACAGCUUGACGUCUUUUGUUAUGAUGCUUUUGAUUCUCUAGUCCAACAUCAAAUGUUAACAAAAGAUGAAGAAAUUGAACUUAUGAAUUCACUGCCAUUUGAUGCUCAAUGUCCAGAAGAUGAGCCUAAUAUUACAAAAUUUUUGUAUGAAACGCAGUUGAAAAAGUAUGAUAAACCUAAUGAAAUGGUUAUUCCAGCCGAAUUAACACUUCUCGCUAGUAAUCUUGAUGUUGGUACAGCAUUAGCUGAAAAGUAUUAUUAUAACUGUGAUUACGAGCAGUGCUUCACUAUAACAACCUCUAUUUUAAACAAAGAUCCCUUCCAUUUGCAAUGUUUACCUAUUCAUAUAUCCUGCUUGAUGGAAUUGGAAAAGACAAAUGCUCUCUUUUAUCUGGCACAUAAACUGGUAGAUCUUUACCCUGAAAGUGCUGUUGCUUGGUAUGCAGUAGGAUGUUAUUAUUUUCAAAUAUCUAAAACAGAUGCUGCUCGACGAUAUUUAAGCAAAGCUACAACAUUAGAUAGAUUUUAUGGUCCUGCAUGGCUUAUGUAUGGACAUUCGUUUGCUGUUGAGAAUGAACAUGAUCAAGCAAUGGCUGCCUAUUGUCGAGCAUCUCAGUUAAUGAAAGGGUGUCAUCUUCCAUUGUUAUACAUAGGGCUAGAAUAUGGUUUAUCAAACAACAUAAGAUUAGCUGAAAGAUUUUUCUCCCAAGCUCAGAAUAUAGCACCUGGGGAUCCAUUUGUUUUACAUGAACUAGGAGUUGUUGAAUAUCAAAAUGGAAACUAUUCAAAUUCAUUACAUUAUUUUCAAAAUUCUCUAUUGAGGCUUGAAAAAAGUGGCCAGUCAAUUCUUCCAGAAAAAUGGGAAGGACUAUUAAACAAUUUAGGACAUGUUUGCAGAAAACUUAAAAUGUAUGAAGAGGCACUUAGUUAUCAUGAGCAAGCUUUAAUACUUAUACCUCAAAAUCCAUCCACUUAUGCUGCAAUUGGAUUUGUACAUAGUUUAACUUCACACUGGGCAGAAGCAGUUGAAUAUUUCCAUAAAGCCCUAGGAUUACAACGAGAUGAUGUCUUUUCUAACACAAUGUUGUCUUCUGUGAUAGAACAGCUUGUAAAGGAAACUUCCCCUUGUAUAGAUACCCCUGAUGAGCUUCUUGAAUAUCCUUUCCCAUCAGAUGUCUCUUCAGAUACAUGCAAUCCUGGUGAAGAGACUAGUGAUAUAAUGACUGAAAUAAUCACUGAUGAUAUUCCAUUGAGUGACCAUACUCAUCAUACAAAUAUUUCUAUGGAUGUCGAAAUGGAAGGUGUUGAAUAGUUCAUUUUUUACCUAAAUGUAUUUUAUGUGUUCACAAUUUAUUAAUUUAUAUAAAUGCGCCAAAAUAAAUGUUAUCUUUUUA
This is a messenger RNA of Parasteatoda tepidariorum (common house spider), 1979 nucleotides long. RefSeq names its product cell division cycle protein 16 (gene Cdc16). Gene Ontology annotation, cellular component: anaphase-promoting complex; cytoplasm. Gene Ontology annotation, biological process: positive regulation of mitotic metaphase/anaphase transition; cell division; protein ubiquitination. The record is from RefSeq and is a predicted model, not a curated record. Gene Ontology annotation, molecular function: protein binding. Lineage: Eukaryota; Metazoa; Arthropoda; Arachnida; Araneae; Theridiidae.